Messenger RNA from Suillus fuscotomentosus, 444 nucleotides. Its product is annotated as P-loop containing nucleoside triphosphate hydrolase protein. The transcript has 3 exons. Gene Ontology annotation, biological process: double-strand break repair via homologous recombination. The annotation marks the transcript as partial. The record is from RefSeq and is a predicted model, not a curated record. Gene Ontology annotation, molecular function: nucleic acid binding; 3'-5' DNA helicase activity; ATP binding. Gene Ontology annotation, cellular component: cytoplasm; chromosome. NCBI's taxonomy places the organism in Eukaryota, Fungi, Basidiomycota, Agaricomycetes, Boletales, Suillaceae.
CAAUUCCAGCUCGAGGCUGUUCUCGCAACAUUGAACGGUCAAGACACCAUCAUAACUGCAGGAACUGGCAGUGGAAAAACAUUAUGUAUCAUAAUCCCUAUGCUACUCCGCCCUGGCACAAUUAGUAUGACCAUUUCACCACUCAAAUGCCUCCAGGCCACCCAGGUUCUCGAAUCGACAAAAUAUGGCAUACCUACAAUUGCGAUCAAUGAAGACACUCCAACAGAUUUGUCUCUCUGGGAGUCUAUUCACGCAGGAAAAUUUGCUCAUCUCAUUGUUUCACCGGAGCAGCUAUCAAUGUGCAAUGGUCACCUUCCAUGCCUUACACGACUUCUCCGACAAAAUUGUACCUUCACUCAAUGCAUUAAGUGUGUACAUAUCGAUGAAGCACAUAAUAUUUAUACUGCAGGGCUUCCGCAUCAUGGUGAAGAAGCAUUUCGACCU